This is a messenger RNA of Chondrus crispus (carragheen), 1575 nucleotides long. RefSeq names its product ascorbate oxidase. The annotation marks the transcript as partial. The record is from RefSeq and is a predicted model, not a curated record. Lineage: Eukaryota; Rhodophyta; Florideophyceae; Gigartinales; Gigartinaceae. The transcript is spliced from 3 exons. Gene Ontology annotation, molecular function: copper ion binding; oxidoreductase activity.
AUGCACGCCCUCCUCCUCCUGCUCGUGCUGCUACUCGCGCCCGCGCACGCCGCCCUGCGCGAGUAUGCCUGGACCGUCUCGCUGGCGCCGGUCUCGGCAGACGGCGGGCAGUCGCCGCCGCCUCUGCACCCGGUGGUGAACGGGCGGCAGCCGGGCACGCUGCUGCGUGCCCGCGUCAACGACACCGUCGUGCUGCGCGUCUACAACGCCCUCCCGAGCGCCGUCACGUCGCUGCACUGGCACGGCGUCAAGCAGGUGGGCACGCCGCACGCGGACGGCCUGCCCGGCGUCUCCCAGUGCGGCAUCGCCCCGGGGCAGACCUUCGAGUACCGCUUCCGCGUCGACCGCCCGGGCACGCUCUGGUGGCACUCGCACUCCGCCAUGCAGAAGAUGACCAUGUCCGGCGCCAUCGUCGUGCAUGGCGACGAGAGCGUGGUGGGCGACUACCCCGAGAGAGUCCUGGUCUUGGGCGAGUGGUGGCACCGCGACCAGCGCGAGAUGAGCGAGGGGCUGAAGAAGCCCGUGCCUGACUUCGAGUGGGUCGGCGACGCCGACAGCCUGCUGAUCAAUGGCCGCGCCGUCUUCGACUGUGACGUGCGCAAGGGCGAGUGCGGCGAUGAUGCCAAACGCCUUAGCGUCCUGCACGUCGACCCCGGGGUCACGUACAGGGUGCGCGUCAUCGGCGCCCAGGCCCUCGCUCUGCUCAACUUGCACUUUGACGCCCACGUCAUGCGCGUCGUCGAGGUCGAGUCCACACUCGUCAGGCCGUUCAACACCGACGCGCUUGAUGUCACGUCUGGGCAGUCGUAUAGCGUCUUGCUGCGGACGUUCUGGAUCCGCACGACGGUCCGCCACCGGGGCAGCGACAAGGAAGGGCUGGCCAUUCUGCGCUAUUCCACAGCAGACGCCAAUGCGACGCUGCCGAUGCGCACGCCGCGGCGCGCCCCAGAACGCGAUGACAUCGAAUGGUCUCUGCGCCACGUGCGGCGCUUCAAGUCGCGCUUCCCCGUGGACCUCCCGCCGGCGACUCGGCAGCUCUCCAUCCUCGGCACGCAGAACCAACAGGCGGACGGGACGCUGCUGUGGGCGGUCAACAACAUUUCUUUCAUCAAGCGCCCCACGCCGCUGCUGCACGCCAUGCAGUUUGGGCUUCGCGAGGAGACGAAGCAAUGGAUUGAGCAGAGCCGCAUCCCUAACGAGUUCGACUUCAACCAGACGCUCGGCGACCUCAAUCUGUCCACAGCGACGAAGACAGGCACGCAUGUCAUCAAGCUGCGCAAGGAUGAGGUCGUGGACAUCGUGUUCCAGAACACGCGGGCGUUGAACGGCGCUGAAGAAGUACACCCGUGGCAUAUUCAUAUGCACAAUUUCUGGGUCCUAGCAUACGGCGACUAUCAGACGACGUGGAAGCCCCGCGAUCGCGCGUCGUACGAUUUGAGAUACCCCGUCAGCCGCAACACGUUCACGCUGUACCCGGGCGGGUGGACUGUUGUACGCCUCAAGGCGGAUAACCCGGGGAUAAUAUUUUUCCGUAAGUUUGGGGCGCGCGUGCGCGCGGUGGAGGGAAUGGAUUGA